Molecule: messenger RNA, 2739 nt
Organism: Nothobranchius furzeri (turquoise killifish)
Lineage: Eukaryota; Metazoa; Chordata; Actinopteri; Cyprinodontiformes; Nothobranchiidae
Source: RefSeq, a predicted model, not a curated record
CCACUAACCGACGGGGCGACACAGAGUGAGAGAAGAGAGGCGAGCCACCUGAGCACCAGCAAGAAGCCACUUGUGUCUCCUAGAAGCUCAAUCAAACAACGAAGAAAGGACGAGGGGACACAUUGGACCAUCUAGAUCAACACAUGUGACAUUGGAUAGCAGAAAUCUGCAACCGAGCUCAUUCUAGAAAACGGAUUAUUUAAGAGGUGUUUGCCAAAAAUUCUUGUUUUGGAUCAAAUGGACUCAAUCGUGAAAGGUAAAAGUGACCACAUGGGGUCUCGUCCGGGAUGCCAGCAGCUGAAGUGAAGCCCACUCUGGAGGAGAUGGUGGCAGAGGGAGAGGGGGCUGUUGAGCGUGAGGUGUCCGUGUGGGAGACCCCUGGUCCUGGCUGGGAGCAGCUGCCUUUGUCCUCUUUGAAGGUCUCCGGAGACCUGCUGCGAAGCUUUCCUCAUUCCAAACGGGUGGGAUCCUACCUGGUUGGGAAGAUGAUCAACAAGGGCUCAUUUGCCAAAGUCAUGGAGGGGCUUCACACUGGCGUGGGGGAGAAGGUGGCCAUUAAAGUGAUAGACAAGAAGAAAGCACGCCAAGACUCCUAUGUGCUCAGGAACCUAAAGAGAGAACCCCGAAUUCAUCAGAUGGUCCGACAUCCUCAUAUUGUUGUUCUCCUGGAGACCCUGGAGACAGAGAACAGUUACUACUUGGUCAUGGAGCUGUGUGCAGGAGGAGACCUGAUGGACAGAGUCUGUGACAGGAGGAGGUUGGAGGAGAGGGAGGUGCGACGUUACACCCGACAAAUCCUCUCUGCUGUGGAUCACCUGCACAAGCAUGGCAUCGUGCACAGAGAUCUAAAGAUUGAAAACUUCCUCCUGGAUGAACAUAACAACAUAAAGAUUGUGGAUUUUGGCCUGAGCAACACUCUGAAGCCCGACUCUUUAUCUCCGGAGCUCCUCGGCACUCAAUGUGGAAGUCCUGCCUAUGCCGCUCCAGAACUGCUGGCUCACAAGAAGUAUGGCCCCAAAGUGGAUGUCUGGUCCAUAGGUGUGAGCAUGUUCGCCAUGCUGACAGGAACUCUACCCUUCACCGUCGAACCAUUCAACAUCAAACAGCUUCAUCAGAAGAUGGUCAACAGAGAGAUUAGCAGCAUCCCUGGUGACAUCAGUAAAGGUGCAACAUCAUUUGUGAUGUCUCUUCUGGAACCAGAUCCAGAAAAAAGACCCAGUAUCCAAGCAGCAAUGGAGGAGAAAUGGAUCAACGAAGGACACACUAAGAAACGGUUACACACGAUCUCUCAUAAAAACAGACUGAAUCCAGAGGAGCUCAACUCAUCUGUGCUGGCUUACUUGACAAAAACGCUGGGUUAUUCCGUCUCUGAAAUCGUUCAUACGCUCACCAACAACAGACCCUCCAGCCUCAUGGCCUACUAUCACCUGCUGCUCAGCAAGUUAACCAGGAGCCAGAAAGGAGCUAAAGCUGGCAAGAGGCUGGAGAGCAGUGACUGGACGUUUUCAAGCAAGAACACACAAAGGAACAGAAACAACAUGGAACAGACUCACCAACAGGUGGACGCGACCAGUGAGAAAAGUUCAAAGCAGCUCCGGUUUCUGAGGUUCCAGCAGACAAGUCGAGGUCAGAACAACAGGAAGAGGAAUGAGGACCAGCACAGAAAGGCCCACCAAGAGGAUGACGAGAACCGGGCCCCGUCUCCCUCUCUACCGCAACUUCCUCUAUCUGCCUCCCCCCCUCGAGCCCGACGCCUCCCCUCCCGCUCCCCAGCCUGUCUCUCUGCAGAGGACAGAUCUCCUGAUGAGGAGCUCGCCAUCACAUUGGACACCAGAGAGGUGCUGUUUCCUGAAGUGUCAGUGUUCGGAGAAAGGGAACUCGUCCGUCUCUCUCCUCCAAAAAGCUCCACAUCAAAGCUUUGUGACUCCACUCCGUGCCAAGUUCCCUUACCAUCUGAGCCAACGCGAGACAGCAGCAUGUCCAGACCCUCUCGACACACACACCUGCUCAGGACAACCCAGUCGGAUGGCGCUGCGGAGCCCGGGUCAGACUGCUUCCACAUCAACAACCUGGAUGACUCUCAUCACCUGAGCAUCAACGAGCGAAUGGAGAAGCUGCAGCCAUUUUACCCCUCAGACAAAAUUCCUCCCAGAAUGCACCCGGAGCCUGACACACACCCCAUUCUCUCCCCUGAGAUAAGCCACCUGGGUACCACGGAGACGGCACAAAUGUCACCAUCUGCUCCUCUUCCUCGCCUGCACAACGUGGGGCUGAAGGGUGAGCGAGGGAGGAAGAUGACCUGGGUGGGGCUGAAUCGAACCCAACACCCCCGUCUCCUUGCUAAUGGAUCUAAACCUCCAACUUUCCCGUCGCAGAGACAACAAAUGCUGGUCUUCAAGAGCUUAAGACAGGAGAAGGAGAAGAGGAGAGAACUUCCUGCUGCAGGAGACGAGACAAACGGAGACAAGAGGAACAUAGUUCAGCUAAGUUCAACUGUCCAGCGGCGGGACAGGGACCUUAACCUGCCGCUUCUCUCUGCAGCCCUGCAGGGAAAAGACAGGAAGACUCAGUUACACAGCAUGGAGUCCUGAAAUGGACCUGAGAAUUUGAAACAGUUGAAAGAAUCCAUUAAGGCAGCUAAAAAACUAUGAUGUACCACAUUUCUAUGUAUGCCAUGGUGACGGGAUUCAUUCCUAAAGGAAAAUGGUAACAAACAAAAGCUUAUGUUGAAGUGCCAAA